Messenger RNA from Vicia faba (fava bean), 480 nucleotides. The record is from the annotation of a GenBank genome assembly. NCBI's taxonomy places the organism in Eukaryota, Viridiplantae, Streptophyta, Magnoliopsida, Fabales, Fabaceae.
AUGGACGCAAGCACAAAGGUGAAGAAGGGGGCAGGAGGAAGGAAAGGCGGAGGACCAAGGAAGAAAGCGGUCACAAGAUCCGUCAGAGCUGGCCUGCAGUUCCCCGUCGGAAGAAUCGGCCGUUUCUUGAAGAAAGGUCGAUACGCUCAGCGUGUUGGUACUGGUGCUCCUGUUUACCUAGCCGCUGUUCUCGAGUAUCUUGCUGCUGAGGUUCUUGAGUUGGCUGGAAAUGCGGCGCGUGAUAACAAGAAGAAUAGGAUAAGUCCGAGGCAUUUGUGUUUGGCAGUGAGGAAUGACGAAGAGCUUGGGAAGUUGCUUGCCGGUGUUACUAUUGCUUAUGGUGGUGUUCUUCCUAACAUCAACCCUGUGUUAUUGCCCAAAAGGACUCAGACUGCUGAAACUGCUCCUAAGUCUCCUUCCAAGGCCAAGAAAACUCCCAAGUCUCCUUCCAAGGCCAAGAAAACUCCCAAGAAGGCUUAA